UUUAUUUAUUUAUUUAUAAGCUCCGUUAAGCGCGCGAGCCUGUGAGGCGCUUUGCGCGCUUUGGCCUGCACGGGAGCGCGCAGUGAGUCGGGAGCGCGCGGGAGCGAGCUGAGCGGCGGAGUGAGUGAGGAGAGCUGCGGAGCGCGCGGGCGGCGGGCGAGAGUGUUCGCGGGUCUCGCGCUGCGCCGGGGUCGGAAUGAGUGUACUGUCGCCGUGCGCGGGACUGUGUGUGUGUGCGUGUGUGUUCGAGGUGAUCGGUUGUAAUUUUUUGAGCUGAGCGAUGCAUAGCUGCAGGAGUGUGAGUUAGUGUAUGAGUGUGAGAGAGUUAGUGUGUCAGAGUGUGUGUGUGUGGAGGGGGUGCGGGAGGCAUGGACGUGUUUGGACGCUGAGCGCGCGCACACUGGAUAUUAUUAAUAUAUAUAAUAUUAUUAUUAAUAAUAAGAAGAAAUUAUAAUGUACGCCGGGCGGAAGAGGAGGAAACCCGCGCAGAGAGCGGUGAAGGCUCCUCCGGUGGAGGGUGUGAAGUCGAACCCCUCAAAGCGUCACCGGGAUCGUCUGAAUUCAGAGCUGGAGCGACUGGCCCGCCUGCUGCCCUUCCCAGAGGAGGUCACGUCCAGCCUGGACAAGCUGUCCAUCCUGCGCCUCAGCGUCAGCUACCUGAGAGCCAAGAACUUCUUUGCAGUCGCCCUCAAGAAAUACACAAAUGGGAGUAACCAUGACAAGAAUAAAGAUACUGGAUUGGUGGAUGGAUGGCUGUCAGAGGGGGAGCUGAUUCUGCAGGCUCUCAGUGGGUUUGUUCUGGUGAUUACAUCAGAGGGGAUCAUAUUCUACGCUUCUCACACAAUUCAGGAUUACCUGGGAUUCCAUCAGACGGAUAUAAUGCACCAGUCUGUGUUUGAGCUGAUUCAUACAGAAGACCAGCAGGCCUUUAGACGGAAUCUGCACUGGGCCCUCAACCCUCCACCUGCUGCAGCUCAAACCCAUGACUCUCCACAAGAUGGAGAGAGCGUGUCCAGCACAGCUCUGGUAGCCUACAACCCCGACCAGCUUCCACCUGAAAACUCCUCCUUCCUGGAGCGGAGCUUCGUCUGUCGCUUCCGCUGCCUCCUCGACAACUCCUCAGGGUUCUUGGCUCUGAACAUCCAGGGGCGUCUGAAGUUCCUCCACGGGCAGAACAGGCGAUUGGAUGAUGGUGGUCAGGUCCCACCCCAGCUGGCGCUGUUUGCUGUAGCCACGCCCCUGCAGCCACCGUCCAUUUUGGAGAUCCGCACCAAGAACAUGAUCUUCAGAACCAAGCACAAGCUGGACUUCACCCCCAUGGCCUGUGAUGCCAAGGGUAAGAUUGUUCUGGGCUACACUGAGGCAGAAUUAAGAGUCAGAGGCACUGGAUACCAGUUCAUCCACGCAGCGGAUAUGUUGUACUGUGCGGAGAACCAUGUCAGAAUGAUCAAAACUGGAGAAAGUGGCCUGACUGUCUUCCGACUCCUGACUAAAGAGAACCGCUGGAAAUGGGUGCAGGCCAAUGCCAGGCUUGUGUACAAGAAUGGCAAACCUGACUACAUCAUUGCUACACAGAGACCACUUGGAGAGGAAGAAGGAGGCGAGCAUCUAAGGAAACGUUCCAUGCACCUCCCUUUCACCUUUGCCACAGGGGAGGCUUUGCUGUACCAGACCAGCUGCCCCGUUCCUGGCUUUUCAGACAACAUGGUAACCAAAGGCAAGAGUGGCAGAGCCAAGAAGGGAAAGGGGGAGAAAGGCUGUAAAGAUGCAGUGGACCCCAGUUCUCUGCUAGGGGCAAUGAUGAGGCAGGAUGAGUCGGUAUACGUCUGCCAACCAGCAGUGGAGCCCAAACUACCUUACCAUAACAGUCUGUUCAGUGAGCAAGGACAAAUUAGCGAUAUCUCUGCAAGUAGCGAUUUGCACUGGGACUCUAUGCCAGGCAACAAAACUGGAGGAUCCAAGCCAGACUUCUUAAGUUUUGACCCACUGCUUUCCACAUUGGACUCUCUAACCCUGGACGGAGAGGAGAGCUGCUCCAACAGUGAACUGUUCAACGCACUGGAAAACCUUGGCUUGAAUGCUGAGGAUCUGGAGCUUCUUCUCCUGGAUGAAAGGAUGAUCCGGGUGGAAAUGGAGCCAGGCUACAUCCCAUCCCUCAACGACCUCCUCACCAAUAAUGAGAUUCUGUCCUAUAUCCACGAUUCGCUUGAGAAUCGGACUGUGGAUUCUACCAGCGAUGGAAAUGGUCUAGUACCAGUACCCGUCCCAGAUCUUCUGGACUCUGUUCAGGGUUCUUCUGAACCCUUUGUUCCCACCCCUGACCCUUGUCCUGUUACAGACCCAAACCCUUCUGCAGUGUCAAGUUCGUACCUUCCCUACCACAUGCCUAAGCAACCGUCUCCCAUUCUACAACUCCCACAACAGAUGCAGCAGCAUCUACGAGCUCAGUCCCUGAGCAACAAAUGCCAUACCUGGAUACCUGAGCCACAGAGUAGUGAGACCAGUGCAGUCAGCUUCCCUCAGAACAGCUCUGCAAUUGUUAAAGCAGUAACUGGGGUUCACAAUGGUCACUGGAUUCCUCAGUACACACAGGCAAGUUUGGAUAACUCCACUGAGGUCAAUGGUAAGCUGCAUAAGCCCAACAAACUGCAGCAACAUUGGCAAGAGGGACAGUUGCAGUCUCACUGCUGCAACAAACACAAGCCUACGGAUGGAGGCGGCCAUCAAAACGGAAUCUAUAGCGCUCCCCAGUGGCAGGGGUACAGCUACGUAGACCAGGCAGAUCCCUCAAGCAAUGGACCUGUAGAUAAUGCGCAUGUGGAUUACAGUAUGGCCACCGGGUCAGGGGUGGAGUUUACAAUGAGUACAAAUACUAGUUCAGUAGGUGACGUAUGUCAGUUUCAAGGUGUCGUGGCAACAUCCUCAUCCUUUCAACAGGUUUAUCAGAAGCAGCAACAGCCAAAGGUCCCUCCUACAUAUUACCCAUACACCAAUCAGAACUCCUCACUGGAGCAUAUCUUGGUAUUAGCCCCGCCUCAAGAACUCCCGUCAUUGGAUGCCUAUAACAUGUACGACUCCACGCCAGUCCACAACAACACCCACAGCAAGACAGAAAACGGCUGCGUCCUCAGCUCCAGCAGUGUGGCCUACGCAGGAAGCUGCCUGAUACCCAAUGGCAACGUGGCGACCGCGCCCGACAACAGCCCCCUCCCCUGCACAGAGCCCCUCCCACCAGUCCCUGAUUCACAGACCACUGGCUUCUAUCUCUAACCCCUCUGUCCCUGAAUACACAUUAUGGACCAAUCAGCACAAACCUUUCCCGGGCGGGUGGAUGCCGGAAAAACUGAUUGAAGGUUGAAUUGAGAGAAGAUUUAAAAAAUGAAUCGUACAGAAAAAACGCCGCCCCCUUGUGUUUCACUGCUUGAAAUAAUGGAUGAUGUAUCUUGAAUGAACCCAAGUGAGCUGAGUGAAAAAAAGGAACUACAGUGUUGGGUUAUCAAAGGUCGUACCGUGUUGACCUCUGAAGGACUGAAGGAAUAUCAAGCUAGCGACGAUGCAGUGUUGUUGGAGACAGUAUUGGUGAGUGUGUGUCAGUGCAGUGUGCGCUAACCUGUGUGUGCAGCAAGUGUGUGUUUGAUGUCUGUAAACAGUGGUGACGAGAGCUAGGCGACUGUUAGCAUUUAGCUUCAGUGAAACUUGUCAAAUGAAACGAUUGUUGGAACGGCAGUACGUAAGUAAGUGUUCACCGUGGAAAUGUGGCAUGUAUCUUAAUUUAUUUCUCAGAGAGUUAGCUUCAUGCUAGAGCUAAACUUUGCGCUGAUUUGCUUCACAGUUCUGAUUUUACAGCCUGGUGCAUUCCAGACACCCGUCCAUGUUAAAAAAAAGAAAAUAUCAUCAGGUGUCUUCUUCAUAAGCAUUUCUCUAGACAAGAAAAGGCCUUGUUGUGAAGCCCUUCUCUGUCAGGAACACGCUUUCUCAUUAGCAUGCUAAUCUGAGAGCAGGCUUUCACCUUCUCAGAUUGGCUGUCUGAAAUCAAAACCAAAUGUGAGAACAGUUCAUCUGAAGAGAUUCUGUAGCUAAGACUGGAAGACUGCAUUGUUGAAUGUGUCAUAUAUAUAUAUUUACAAAGAAAUAAACAAACAAAAAGAUUAAAAGACUAUUUCAAACCGGUGCUGCAAAGUUGUUAUAUUAGUAGUGUUACUGUAGUGGUAUUAUAAAGUCACAGAAAAUGAAUUACUAGUGUGAUCUGAGUUAAAUUGAUCUACCUAAUGCGCCAACAGUGUUAAAAAAUGUUUACAAAAAUCCCAUUCAGCCCUCAUAAUUAACUGUAGCUCUGCCUCCUCAGUGUAAAUUAUAGUGUCUGUAUUUAGAGUUUUAUUAAUUUUAUUAAUACACUCACUGGCGAUUUUAUUAGGUACACCUGUUUAACUGCUUAUUAACGCAAAUUUUGAAUCAGCCAAUCACAUGGCAGUAAUUCAAUGCAUUUAGGCAUGUACACAGCCAAAGCGAUCUGCUGCAGUUCAAACCAUCAGCGCAUCAGAAUGGGGAAGAAAGGUGAUUUAAGUAGUUUUGAACGUUACAUGGUUGUUGGUGCCAGACGGGCUGGUCUCAGUAUUUCAGAAACUGCUGAUCUCCUGGGAUUUUCACACACAUCCAUCUCUAGUGUUUACAGUGAAUCAUGUGAAAAAGAGAAAAUGUGAGUUGCAGUUCAGUUCUGUGGGAGCAAAUGCCUUGUUGAUGCCAGAGGUUAGAGGAGAACGACCAGACUGGUUCCAGCUGAUAGAACGGCAACAGUAACUCAAAAAAUAACCACUUGUUACAACCGAGGUCUGCAGAAGAGCAUCUCUAAACAACAGCAUAACACGUCAAAUCUUGAGGUGGAUGAUGAGCUACAGCAGCAGCAGAAGAUACACCGGGUGCAGCUCCUGUCAGCUAAGAACAGGAAACUGAGGCUAUACACUGUUCAUACAUUUCUGCUGCAACAUUUGGAUGGUAGGGUCAGAAUUUGGCUUCAACAACAUGGAUCCAUCCUGCCUUGUAUCAACGGUUCAGGCUGGUGGUGGCGAUGCUGAAAUGGUGUGGGGGAUAUUUUCCUGGCACACUUUGGGCCCAUUAGUACCAAUUAAGCAUUGUGUCAACGACACAGCCUACCUGAGUAUGGUUGCUGACCAUGUCCAUCCCUUUAUGACCACAGUGUACCUGUAUCUUCUGAUGCUACUUCCAGCAGGAUAAUGCGCCAUCUCAUAAAGCACGAAUCAUCUCAGAUUGGUUUCUUGAACACCGGAAUGGCCUCCACAGUCAUCAGAUCUCAAUCCAAUAGAGCAGCUUUGGGAUGUGGUGGUAAGCAAGAUUCACAUCAUAGAUGUGCAGCCGACAAAUCUGCAGCAACUCCAGACCAGACUCUCUAAGGAAUGGUUCCAGUACCUUGUUGAAUCUGAAGGAUUAAGGCAGUUUUGGGGGCAAAAGCGGGUCCAACCCAAUACUAGCAAGGUGUACCUAAUAAAGUGGCCAAAAACAGUGUGUAAGACUGGUGGAGGAGAACAUGCCAAGAUGCAUAAAAACUAUGAUUAAAAACCAGGGUUGUUCCACCAAAUAUUGAUUUCUAAUGCAAUAGAUUUCUAAUGUCCCUAGUUUAUAGGAAAAACAACAAUAUACAAUAAUUUUACUCAAACAUAUACCUAUAAAUCCCAGAGCUGUAUAUUAAUAACACUCUAAAUGUAGGUAUUGUGAUAUACACUAAGGAGGUGGAGCUACAGUCUCUCAGUAGGGCUGAAUGGGGCCUUCCUUGAUUAUGUUCUGUAAAGUAAAAGGACACAUUUGUGGGCGAAGUUUGGAGAGGUCAGUUCCACUCAGAUUUUAGCUUAAUGCACAAGUCCAGUACGUCCUGUGGGAGCUGAUUGGACAAGGGUGUUUUUUUUACUGUGUAAGCUUGUUUUGUUUUUUAAUACACACACAUAUAUAUAUAUAGUACAUGAGAAGUUGGAUUAAAUUGUGUCACACAGAUGAAAGAAAAUAAUGUAUCGGAGAAAGGUUUUAAAUAUACUUGCGUUGUAAAUAGUUUUAAGUGAUUUUUUUUGUAUUACUUUUUUUUUUUGCCAGCACUAUUUUAAAGAGCACUGUUAUAGUACGAUUUCUCCAGCACAAGACUUUUAGACUCGUAGAGGGGCUUUGAGAUGAACAAUGCUGUAUUAAAGUACCCAUCUGUACUGUGUUUCAUUUCUGUUUUUAAAGAGAAAAUUUAUUUGGGGUAAAUAAAGAAAACAUGGUGCCAUAAAUGGUAUUUCACUUUCCAGAGUUUAAACGCUCUACGUUCAGUGUUGUCCAUGUCAGGUCUUUUUUUUUUUUUAAAGAAAUACUUAAUAAAGAUAAAAAUCACAACUGAAUUGAUUUUAUUAUGCUAACACAUGGUGUUGGUAGAGCCAAUACAUAUGCAGUUUUUAUCUGUUUGUCUUUUGACUGCUCGUUGAAGUGUGUAAUUGAUCCUGGAAUUAAAAGGAGUUGUGCAAUCACUAA
Astyanax mexicanus (Mexican tetra) is the source of this 6513-nucleotide messenger RNA. RefSeq names its product aryl hydrocarbon receptor 1b (gene ahr1b). The record is from RefSeq and is a predicted model, not a curated record. Gene Ontology annotation, biological process: regulation of transcription by RNA polymerase II. Lineage: Eukaryota; Metazoa; Chordata; Actinopteri; Characiformes; Acestrorhamphidae. Bases 454 to 3270 code for a protein of 938 amino acids. The transcript is spliced from 11 exons. Gene Ontology annotation, cellular component: aryl hydrocarbon receptor complex; nucleus. Gene Ontology annotation, molecular function: nuclear receptor activity; transcription cis-regulatory region binding; protein dimerization activity.